Molecule: messenger RNA, 2661 nt
Organism: Daldinia childiae
Lineage: Eukaryota; Fungi; Ascomycota; Sordariomycetes; Xylariales; Hypoxylaceae
Product: Aminopeptidase 2, mitochondrial
Exons: 4
Coding region: 1-2661 (886 amino acids)
Biological process (GO): proteolysis; peptide catabolic process
Cellular component (GO): cytoplasm
Molecular function (GO): zinc ion binding; peptide binding; metalloaminopeptidase activity
Source: RefSeq, a predicted model, not a curated record
AUGUGUAAGCUUGCUGGAGACAUUGACCAUACCGGAGGGGCUACCCCGGACCCCACCCAGGGCCGUGAGCUCCUCCCGACCAACGUCAUCCCGAGACAUUACGAUGUCACCUUAGAGCCCAACUUCGAAAAGUUUACCUUCGACGGCAAGGUGCUUAUCGACUUCGACGUCCAAGAAGAUUCUAAGUCUAUCUCUCUCCACAGCCUUCAGAUCGAUAUCCACAGCGCCAACAUCAAAUCCGGAAACAGCAUUAUUAGCUCAUCUUCGGCAAUCACGUACGAUGAAUCCAAGCAGAUCACCAGCAUCGAGCUCAAAGAUGCCAUCCCGAAGGGCAAGGCCCAGUUGGAAAUCAAGUACUCUGGUCAACUUAAUGACCAGAUGGCCGGUUUCUAUCGCUCUACCUACAAGAAGCCAGAUGGCUCCGAAGGUGUCCUCGCUACCACGCAGAUGGAAGCGAACGACUGCCGCCGGGCUUUCCCGUGCUUCGACGAGCCCAUGCACAAAGCCAAAUUUACUGUCACCCUCAUUGCGGAUAAGCACUUGACAUGCCUCAGCAAUAUGGACGUUGCGUCUGAAUCAGAAGUGCAAUCGGAAUUCAGCGGAUCUACAAAGAAGGCCGUCAAGUUUAACACGACUCCUCUUAUGUCGACUUACCUAGUCGCCUUCAUCGUAGGCGAAUUAAGUUACAUCGAGACCAACAAAUUCCGUGUCCCAGUUCGAGUGUACGCCCCGGCUAGUUCAGAUAUUGAACACGGCCGCUUCUCGCUCGAGCUCGCAGCGCGGACUUUAGAGUACUACGAGAAAAUAUUCGGAGCCGAAUUCCCGUUGCCCAAAAUGGACAUGGUUGCUAUCCCCGAUUUCGCGGCGGGCGCUAUGGAAAAUUGGGGUUUGAUCACCUACCGUGUUGUCGACCUUAUGCUGGAUGAGAAGGCCAGCGGUGCGGCAAUGAAAGAACGUGUCGCCGAGGUCGUCCAGCAUGAGCUAGCACAUCAAUGGUUCGGCAACUUGGUAACUAUGGACUGGUGGGAAGGUCUAUGGCUGAACGAAGGGUUUGCGACUCUGAUGAGUUGGCUAAGCUGCAACUACUUUUACCCAGAAUGGAAGGUCUGGGAAAACUACGUUACUGACAAUCUCCAGAGUGCCUUGGGACUGGACUCGUUGAGGAGCAGCCAUCCUAUCGAGGUGCCGGUAAAGCGCGCUAGUGAGGUUGACCAGAUUUUCGAUGCUAUCUCAUAUUCCAAAGGUUCAUGUGUUCUUCGUAUGAUCUCUACAUAUCUUGGCGAGGAGACUUUCCUAGAGGGUGUCAGGAGAUACAUUAAGAAGCAUGCCUACGGUAACACACAGACAAAUGAUUUGUGGGCGGCCCUUGAGGAUGCCAGCGGCAAACCGGUUCGGGAGAUUAUGUCUAUCUGGACUAAGAAUGUGGGCUAUCCCGUAGUCCAGGUUACGGAAAACGAGAAGGACAGUUCUAUCCGUGUCAAGCAGAAUCGAUUCCUAAGAACCGGCGACACUAAACCUGAAGAGGAUAAAGUGUUAUAUCCGGUUUUCUUGGGCCUCCGAACGAAGGAUGGUGUAGACGACUCAUUAACGUUGACGAAGAGGGAAGAUGUGUUCAAGGUUAAGAACUUGGACUUCUUCAAGCUGAACGCAAACCAUACUAGCAUCUACCGUACGUCCUACACACCGGAACGCCUCACAAAACUGGGCCAAUCUGCCAAGGAUGGGCUGUUAACAGUUGAGGAUCGUGCUGGUAUGAUCGCCGACGCUGGUGCUCUCGCCGUGUCAGGCUAUCAGAAGACUUCUGGUGUUUUGAACCUACUAAAAGGGUUUGAUACAGAGCAAUCGUUCGUGGUAUGGAGUGAAAUUAUUGCCAGGGUUGCAACCGUCCAAUCUGCGUGGGUCUUCGAGGACUCGGCCGUUAAGGAUGGCCUCGAAGCCUUUGUUAAAGAACUUGUUAGUGAGAGAGCUCAUAAAUUAGGAUGGACCUUCUCAGACAAGGAUGGCCACGUUGAGCAGCAGUUUAAAGCUAUGCUGUUCGGCGCAGCUGGAAUGGCUGGUGACCAAAAGAUCAUCGACGCGUCUAAGGAGAUGUUCAAGAAAUACAUGGACGGCGACAAGUCAGCUAUCCACCCGAAUAUCCGAGGAAGCGUUUUCAGCAUGGCUCUUAAGUAUGGUGGAAAGGAGCAGUACGAUGCGCUUGUCGACUUCUUCCGCAAGUCCAGUAACAGUGAUGAACGUAACACAGCCCUGCGAUGCAUUGGUCGGGCAAAGGACCCGGCUCUAAUCAAGCAGACAUUAGACUUCGUCCUCAGCGGCGAAAUCAAGAGCCAGGAUCUAUACCUUCCAGCAAGUGGACUUCGCAGCCAUGCUGAGGGUAUCGAGGCGCUCUUUAGCUGGCUGACUGAGAAAUGGCCAGAAAUAUCUAAGCGACUUAGCGGAAACGCGCCUAUCCUAGGUUCGAUGGUUACCAUCUGUACAUCUAGCUUUGCAAAGGCGGAUCAACUCCAGAAAGUGGAGGAGUUCUUCAAGGACAUUGACACUAAGAGCUUUGCCCAGCCCCUUGCUCAAAGCAAGGAUGCCAUUCGCAGCAAGAUUGCAUGGCUAGAGCGUGACCGUGACGACGUCGCGAAAUGGGUUAAGGAAAAUGGAUACAGUUCGUGA